CGCACAGUUAUGACCUGACUCAUGCUCGCGUUCAUCACCGUUGGCUCAACGCGUUUCGACGGACUCAUUAAAUCCGUUUUUUCUCCCUCCGUGUUGGCUAGUCUCUCGAACAAGGGGUACACUAACAUAGUUGUCCAAUGUGGCAAUUCAGAUUUUCCAUAUGUCCAUUUACUGGCUCAUGGAGAAGAAUCGUUCCAGCUGGAGAAAGAUGGCGUGACGAUAGAGUGCUGGAAAUUCAAGCCUUCGUUACAGACAAAUUGCGAAAGAGCUGACUUGGUGAUUAGCCAUGCUGGUUCUGGGACAAUCGUCGACGUGCUCCGCAUGGACAAGCCUCUGAUUGUUGUUCCCAACCCUACACUAGCAGAUAAUCAUCAACAAGAACUUGCUACAGCGCUGGAGAAAUUGGGUCAUUUGCGGUCUUCCACGACAUCACAAUUGGCUAAUACAAUUCAAGAAUUCGAUGCUUCAUCUCUGACAAAGUUUCCGCCUUUCGAUGGUAGUAGAUUUCGGAAACUGUUAGAUGAAGAAAUGGGCUUUUUCUGAAACU
Lentinula edodes (shiitake mushroom) is the source of this 547-nucleotide messenger RNA. Its product is annotated as glycosyl transferase. Gene Ontology annotation, cellular component: extrinsic component of endoplasmic reticulum membrane; UDP-N-acetylglucosamine transferase complex. Gene Ontology annotation, biological process: dolichol-linked oligosaccharide biosynthetic process. The record is from RefSeq and is a predicted model, not a curated record. The coding region runs from base 22 to 543 and encodes 173 amino acids. The transcript has 3 exons. NCBI's taxonomy places the organism in Eukaryota, Fungi, Basidiomycota, Agaricomycetes, Agaricales, Omphalotaceae. Gene Ontology annotation, molecular function: hexosyltransferase activity.